Molecule: messenger RNA, 1899 nt
Organism: Talaromyces stipitatus ATCC 10500
Lineage: Eukaryota; Fungi; Ascomycota; Eurotiomycetes; Eurotiales; Trichocomaceae
Product: autophagy cysteine endopeptidase Atg4, putative
Exons: 4
Coding region: 37-1401 (454 amino acids)
Molecular function (GO): protein-phosphatidylethanolamide deconjugating activity
Source: RefSeq, a predicted model, not a curated record
AUCCACUCGUCGUUCAACAGCCCAACCGAGCCAAAAAUGAAUAAUAUUGAUCUGGGACGAUAUAAGCGUAUGAUACAAUAUUUCUGGGAUGCCGAACCCAAGAACGAAGAAGGUCCAGGGUCGAAGAUAUGGUGUUUGGGGAAUGAGUAUGUGACGCCAGAGAAGGAUGAGUUCCCCGCAGGCAGCAAUAGCAACAUCAACGCCGGUCAAACAGCAGAUUCAAGCAGGAAUACAGCACCAGAAAAUAUACAAAUACACGAUAGCAAAGAUCACAGACCCUCAAAAUCCGAUAACCAAGACCCAACAACGACCGACUCCGCACCAACAACAACAGAAACAGCGGCAGGGACAGAAUCAACCAAGAGUCUCGGCUGGCCCAAAGCGUUUCUCGAUGACUUUGAAUGCAGAAUCUGGAUGACAUAUAGAUCAGGGUUUCCGCCCAUCGCAAGAUCCGAAGAUGCAAAUGCAGCGCAAGCAAUGACGCUCAGCGUCCGGCUACGAAGUCAGUUGACAGAGCACCACCAAGGGUUUACGUCGGAUACUGGUUGGGGUUGUAUGAUUCGGUCUGGACAGAGUCUUUUGGCGAAUGCAUUGGCUAUUUCGAGACUGGGGCGAGACUGGCGUCGAGGGAGUAAUUCAACAGAAGAGAAUAGGUUACUUUCAUUGUUCGCAGAUGACCCAGCUGCUCCAUUCUCAAUCCAUAAGUUUGUGAGACACGGCGCUCUAUACUGCGGGAAACAUCCCGGUGAAUGGUUCGGUCCUUCAGCGACAGCUACAUGUAUACAAGCACUCUCCGACGAAUACAAGGACGCGGGCAUGAAUGUCUACGUAAGCAGCGAUAACACAUAUGUCUAUGAAGACAAAUUCAAAGCAGUCGCAUACAACCAGUCAGAUCGCAUGCGACCUACUCUGAUACUUCUCGGGACAAGGCUGGGGAUUGACCGAAUCACGCCAGUUUAUCGAAAGGGACUCGAAGAUCUUCUAAAACUGCCACAGGCGCUGGGAAUUGCAGGUGGUCGCCCAUCAGCGUCUCAUUACUUCAUCGGAGUCCAGAAUUCAUUCUUCUUCUAUCUCGAUCCACACCAUACUCGUCCCGCGCUUCCGUACAAAACCGGCGAUCUCGCAUAUACCCAAGAAGAAAUUGAUAGUUGCCAUACACGUCGCCUUCGACGCAUUCAUAUCGACGAUAUGGACCCGAGUAUGUUGGUUGGAUUUUUGAUCAGAGACGAAAAUGACUGGAUGGACUGGAAACGGCGUAUAACUUCAUCGCGUCCGGAGAAUGGAAAGGCGAUUAUUCACAUUGUCGACACUAAAAAUGUGCCGACACCAACGAUGGAGAGAGAAGCGGCGCUGGAUGAGGUUGAAGUUCUCGACGAUGACGAGGAUAGCGAGUUAGUGUAGACGUUGCGUUACAAACUGAUAAUAAAGUACGAAUGCACAGCAGUAUUGAAUGCACUAAAGCUUGAUUUCAAGAUCUAGUUAGAGGUUGGAAUUGUUCUGAACAAUAUCCCCAAUUCCAGCGUUAUGUUACACCUUCACCACUUGGAAUCACAAACCGUAAAAUCAUUUCGGCCGAAGGUAUUCAGGAUGAAAAAAAAAGUAGAAAUAAAAACAGACCGUCCCAUGACACAUUAGAGAAACCCGCGAACACCCAGUUAACCCGCCGCCUCCAAGUUGCCAGAGCGCGAAGCAGCAAAAUCAAACAAUGAAAAAAAAAAAAAUGUAAUUGACAUAAACAGAAAAGCAAAGAGAAAGCGAGACGCUUAUUUGGCGGAUGAAGAGUACUUGGUGACAGCCUUGGUUCCUUCCGAAACGGCGUGCUUGGCCAAUUCACCGGGGAGGAUCAGGCGAACCGAAGUCUGGAUCUCUCGGGAAGAGAUGGUGGAUUUCUUGUUGUAG